AUGAAAGGUUUACUUAAAGAUAGUGUGAAUAAGAGAUGUUCUUUCCUCAAAAAAAUCCCACCACAUUCUUUCACUGUGCAUUUGAGUUGUAAAGAUUUUGUCCAAAAGAUCCAAAUUUUUCCCAGUGUUACAGAAAAAAAAAGCCCCAAUUCAUUCACCUGGAGCCAGUUUCAAGGACUCUGGUUUCAUGGCUGGCCCGCAGAGCAGCCGGUGGAACAGCAAGGCAAGCGUCAGAAAGCGCAGAACUCUGCUUAUUUCAGGCCUUCCAGAAAGGCUCUCCCUUCCCAAAUUCCCUCCUCUCAGCUGCAAGGGCUGGAGAAGACUCAGGUGUCUCCAGUGGGGAGAGGGCGGGAUCAUGUCCUGCUUCCUGCUAUAAAAGCACAGAGCAGCACACCCUGCUGUCUGGCUGCUUUGGUGGUGUCUUCGGUCAUGGUGUGCAGGCAGAGAGGAGACAGUGGGAGACCCUCAAGCUGGUUCAGUGCAGACUGGAGCACCUACAGGUCAUUUCCUCUAUUCUUCGCCCUUUUGACUUCGGUGAACUCAGUACGCGUUAAUCAGUUGGUGGAUCCCACCUUCCCAGGUACUGUCACUUGCUAUGAAAAUAGAAUGAUAGUGGAGUUUCAAAGCAUUCUUGCCAACAAGAUACAGCAUGCAACUGUGGUGGAUCCCCUUGGUCUUGAAAUGCUGAACUGCACUUAUGUUCUGGACCCAGAAAAGCUCACCCUGAAGGCCCCAUAUGAAACCUGUACCAAAAGAGUACUUGGCCAGCAUCAGAUGACCAUCAGACUCAUGGAUGACAAUGCUGCUUUAAGACAAGAGGCUUUCAUGUAUGACAUCAGCUGUCCAGUUAUGCAAGCAGAAAGCCAUGAGCAGCAUUCGGGAUCCACAGACUGCUUGAAGGAUUUCAUGUCUUUUACCUUUCACUUUUUUCCUGGCAUGGCUGAUGAAAGUGCGGAUCCCAAACCUCAGAUGGGAUGGACCUUUGCAGUUGGUGAUGGUGAAAGAGCCCAAACUCUGACCCUUCAGGAGGCUAUGACACAAGGAUAUAAUCUCCUGAUUGACAACCAGAAGAUAAGCGUCCAAGUGUCAUUCCAUGCCACUGGAGUGACUCACUACUCGCAAGGUAACAGCCACCUCUACAUGGUGCCUCUGAAGCUUACGCAUGUAUCUCCUGGGCAGACGAUCAUCUUAUCAUCACGACUCAUUUGUGUGUCAGAUCCUGUGACUUGUAAUGCCACACACAUGACUCUCACCAUACCAGAGUUUCCUGGGAAGUUAAAAUCCAUGAGCUUUGAAAAUAGAAACAUUGCUGUGAGCCAGCUGCACAACAGUGGGGUUGAUAUGGAAACAACAAAUGGCUUGAGGUUGCAUUUCAGCAAAACUCUCCUCAAAACAAAAUUCUCUGAAAAAUGCCUACCCUAUCAGUUCUACUUAUCAUCACUCAAGCUGACCUUUUACAUUCAACUGGAGAUGGUAUCCAUGGUGAUUUAUCCAGAGUGUCUCUGUGAGUCAACAGUUUCUAUCGUUUCAGGGGAGCUAUGUUCUCAGGAUGGGUUUAUGGACGUUGAGGUCUACAGCCAUCAAACAAAACCAGCUCUCAACUUGGAUACCCUCAGGGUGGGAGACUCAUCCUGCCAGCCAAUCUUUAAAGCUCCAUCUCAGGGGUUGGUGCGGUUUCACAUACCCCUGAAUGGAUGUGGAACAAGACAUAAGUUCAAGAAUGACAAAGUCAUCUAUGAAAAUGAAAUCCAUGCUUUCUGGGCGGAUCUUCCUCCAAGCACAGUUUCCAGAGAUAGUGAGUUCAGGAUGACAGUGAGGUGCUAUUACAGCAGCAGUAACAUGUUAAUAAAUACCAGUGUUGAAAGCCUUCCUCCUCCAAUGGCCUCAGUGAAGCCGGGUCCACUUGCCUUGACCCUGCAAACCUACCCAGAUAACUCCUACCUGAAACCAUAUGGGGACAAGGAGUACCCUGUGGUGAGAUACCUCCGCCAACCAAUUUACCUAGAAGUGAGAGUCAUGAACAGGACUGACCCCAACAUCAAGCUGGUCUUAGAUGACUGCUGGGCAACAUCCUCCAUGGACCCAGCCUCUCUCCCUCAGUGGAAUAUUGUCGUGGAUGGCUGUGAAUACAACCUGGACAACCACAGAACCACCUUCCAUCCGGUUGGCUCCUCUGUGGCCUAUCCUAAUCACUAUCAGAGGUUUGAUGUGAAGACCUUUGCCUUUGUGUCAGGGGCCCAAGGGUUCUCUCACUUGGUCUACUUCCACUGCAGUGCCUUAAUCUGCAAUCAACUCUCUCCUGACUUCCCUCUGUGUUCUGUGACUUGCCUUGUGUCAUCCAGAAGCAGGCGAGCCACAGGAGCCACUGAGGAAGAGAAAAUGAUAGUGAGUCUCCCGGGUCCCAUCCUCCUGUUGUCAGACAGCUCUUCACUCAGAGGUAUGGAUUUAAAGCUUUGGGUACUUCUUGGACUCAAGUUCUUGGUUUUAUGUCAACCAGAUGCCGUGGACUCUAAAGGGUAUGAGACUGCUGGAUAUGUUGCUUUUAAAACUAUGGUUGCUGUGGUUGCCUUAGCAGGCAUUGUGGCAAUUCUAAGCCUUAUCAGCUACCUGCACAAGAAAAGAACUAUAAUGCUAAGUCACUAAUUGGAUAUUCAAACAAAGUAGUCAACAUAAGCCUCUUUCUUCUUUCUUAUUAAAUUUAGAUGGAAUUCAAGGACUGUUUCUUGCUCUCAUUCUUCUUUAGAGAAUAUAGUACCUUUCCACAAUCCUCUGGGCAGGCCUUGUUCUGUGUGGACAUGAAUAAGGAUAUUUCUGACUUAAGUGCUUCCGGUCACUCAGCUUUUUCUGAACUCCAUCCCCCAAACUGGCAGUCCCAGAGAAUUCAAUCACUAAUGGGGCUUGAGGACAGCCCACCUCUAGGGGUGCAUUUAGGUGACUUUAAUGUCUUUUACCCCCUCCAUUCAUAUAUACAAGAUGAGGAGGGCAAGGAGUCACCCCUAGUCCUUGGCAUAACUUCCCUUCUCUACAGAGGAAGGGAAGCCAGGUAUCCCCAAGGAAGUAAUCUAGUAUCAUACUUA
Molecule: messenger RNA, 3077 nt
Organism: Kogia breviceps (pygmy sperm whale)
Lineage: Eukaryota; Metazoa; Chordata; Mammalia; Artiodactyla; Physeteridae
Source: RefSeq, a predicted model, not a curated record